ACACGAGGGCGUUUGGUUUAUAUUGUAGAGUACUUUCUUUUUCCACCUUUAUCUGUUCAACGGUCAGCCACGAGUCAGCACGUACGGGCCAUCUUUUGGUCAGGAAUAAUUUCAUCCAGUUGGGAAGCCCACCAUCCUCUGAGUCCUCUUGAAAUACUUCUCACCUUUUACUUGAGGCUCCUUUCACUUACAUGCCGGUCCAGCAUGCUGCCUCUAAAGAUGUUGGGCCUCAUGCUGUUCUCAUCGUUAACAUACGACAUGCCAACAUGUAAUGCUAUUCCACCACCAGAGGGAAGUGGCAACGCCACUGUCUAUGUGUCAACGGGUGCUGACCUAACAUGCACCCAGAUGCGUGACUCUCUGAUCCUGGAUGCUCCUGAAAUCAUACAAUAUGGAACAGACGUCAGUGCAAACUGCUUCACCACAGAAGGAGAAUUUGAAGAGAUGACCCUACAGCUUGGAAACAAAACCUGUGAAAGUUCACAACCGAAUGCUACCGUCUCCUGCGUUGCACCAGUGUUAGGCUCUGAGAUGACGGCAGUGUGCAAAAUAAAGCUAAGUGACACCUUGGAAUGCAGCAAAAAGGUUGAAAUAACCGUAUACAAGAUUUUGCUCUCUGUGAAGACUGGAGACGUCGGGCAGGCAGAUUACGAACUGCAGUGUGACGUCUUCAGUGUGGCCACUGUUCAAAACCUCAGUGUCACAUGGUACAAAAACAAUGAAGAAUGUAUGACGGAGGCCUGCAUCGAAGCGGGCGGCAUUUCCUCCAUGCUGCCCGUCAACAUCAGCAGGGAAGAGAUUUCUGCCGAGUUUAGAUGCGAAGUUCAACUGAACCUUGGGCAGAAAAGCCCACAACAUCCUCUGGUUUCUGCAACUCACAAUGUCUCAGCACGCUAUGCUCCCGAGCUCAGGACAAAUUCCAGCAUGAGCAUCAUCCUGCCAAAGGGUGGCAAUGCAACCCUGCUCUGCGAUGUGGAGGGGAACCCUCCUCCUGAGUACCGGUGGACCAUUGAUGAGAAGCCACAGUUGGAAACCACAGAGAAGCUUGAAAUCACUGGGGUUAACAGCAGAUCAACCUACAGCUGCACAGCAACUAACAUUCUGGGGAACAUAACAGUGCAAAUUCAUGUUGAUGUGGAAGAAGCGACCACAACAACAGGCCCUACAGCCCAGCCCGUCACCGAAGCAGAGGAGCCUGAAAAUUGUGGCAUAACCUUGACGCCCUCUGUGCUUUACGUGAAAUAUGGAGAUCCAGCUUCGAUGAUCUGCAGCACAACCAUCAAAGAAAUUGGUAAAAUUGACUGGGAGAAUGCAGUCGGCACGAAAAAUAAAACACCCACCACUGUGACUUGGAAAGUUGAGAAACUAGAAGACUUCACUGUGAAGCCUUUCUGUUUUGUCACUCUGCUUAAUAACCAUCAGUGCAUCAUAAAACCAGAUAUCACUCUUUAUAAGCUUCCAGAUUUGGUGGAGGUCCAUGCAGCGGGUGAUGGUUCAGUGACAGAAGGCAAAGAGCAUCAGCUGCGGUGUAACAUGAACGGAGUGGCCCCUGUGGAUAGGCUCUUGGUGAAGUGGUAUAAAGACGAAGAACUUGUCCUCACGGACGAUCAGAACGGCUUUAGUGUGACGGCACUCGAUGGUGGCCUGUACGAUGUAACGUCUGUCUACAACUUCACUGCCAAGAAAAGUGACAAUGGAGCAAAUUUCACAUGCAAGGCCGAGUUUCAGUUUGGACCUGCAGGGCCGCCGGUCCCCCCGUCCAUGGCCUCAGAACCGCACACUGCUGUUGUACACUAUAAGCCGACCAUGAAAGCUUGCCCUGCUAGUUACCUUGAAGAGGAAAACAAUCUCCGUCUGCGUAAUGUGCCGUGUGAAGCUGAUGGGAACCCUCCUCCUGCUAUUACUUGGUACCGCAAUGGCGCUGAGGUCAAUCCGUCAACACCCCUUCAGAGGAAUGAUUCUGGCACCUACAAAGCUAGAGCGGUUAACUCAGUAGGCCAAAUCGAACGUGACGUUCACAUCACAGUUGGAUACCGUCCCAGUUUUACUUGUCAGAUGCGGUAUGAGGUUAAAGUCAACGACACGGUGAAAACGUUGUGUGAACCGGAGGGUUUACCUCGCCCUGAUAUUCGUUGGUUGCAAAAUGGAAAACCGAUCAUGCCACAGAGGUGGAAGAAGCACGAGAGUGGAAACUACUCAAUAAAAGCGUCCAACCAAUAUGGAACCGCUGAACACGAGUUUUAUCUGGACGUUUUGUACCCCCCGGAGUUCACAGGGCUGAAACGCCAAGUCUUUUUCCGUGCAGACAAAAAUGUGAGUUUAGUUUGCCAAGCUGGCGGCAACCCUGAGCCUGAGAUCCAAUGGGAGUACCGAUUUGCAGACAAUGGGGAUUGGACCACUAUGGGGCGCCAGGAGACCAUAACCAUCUCAAGAGCCACGUCUGCUAAUACUGGCUCUUACAAAUGUAUUGCCACGAAUAAAGUUGGAAAGGUGACAGGAACUGUGACUCUGGAGGAAAGAGCGGAUCACCACCACUCUUUCGUGGACCUGUGGUGGCUUCUCCUUUUAGUGGGUCUACUUUUCCUACUCGUCAUUGUCUUUCUCCUCGUAAAGCGCCAGAAAAAACUUGGACAGUACGACGUUGUCGCAAACAACGACAAAAACAUCCCCCUGGAAAGCGUAAAGAAUGGGACAAGUUGAAGUCAAACGCAGCCUUUAGAUAAACAUUGUUAACCUCAUUUAUCAUGAAACCUUUUCUUUUCACUCAGAUCAUAAUUGCCAUUUUGUAUAUUUUUGUUCUUGCAGUGUCAGUUCAUUGUGUUAAAACGGUAUGCGGGAGCAGCGUUAUAGCUACUAAACAUUUGUCGAUUUUAUUAAAAAAUACAAGAGUAACUGA
This is a messenger RNA of Fundulus heteroclitus (mummichog), 2896 nucleotides long. It is a transcript of the gene icam5, whose product is annotated as intercellular adhesion molecule 5. NCBI's taxonomy places the organism in Eukaryota, Metazoa, Chordata, Actinopteri, Cyprinodontiformes, Fundulidae. Bases 205 to 2700 code for a protein of 831 amino acids. Gene Ontology annotation, molecular function: integrin binding. The record is from RefSeq and is a predicted model, not a curated record. Gene Ontology annotation, biological process: cell adhesion. The transcript has 10 exons.